Messenger RNA from Adelges cooleyi (spruce gall adelgid), 1012 nucleotides. Its product is annotated as RISC-loading complex subunit TARBP2-like. Bases 1 to 978 code for a protein of 325 amino acids. Lineage: Eukaryota; Metazoa; Arthropoda; Insecta; Hemiptera; Adelgidae. The transcript has a single exon. The record is from RefSeq and is a predicted model, not a curated record.
AUGGAAGAUGUGAGGUUUGACCUACAAGAAGAAACUGAUUAUAUCAACUCUGUAAAUCAAUCACCAGUGACCUUUAUUCAAGAAUAUGCAGUUAAGCGAAAACUAUGGCCUCGAUACGAUCUUGUGUACAAUGGCUUAAGACAAUUGCCCUAUAAAUUUGUCUAUAGAUUGGAAUUAGAUGGCUACGAAGUAUUAGGAGAAGGUAGUUCAAAAAAAGAAGCCAGACAAGCAACAGCUGGAAAACUAUUUGAAAAACUAAUUGCCGAUCAACCGGAUUUAUUAGUAAACGAAUUUAAAGAGUUAAAUAUUAAAAAUGUUGUGUCCCCUUUUGAAAAAACCAUUAAGGAAAAUUUCGUUGGACAACUAAAUGGUAUCUGUUGCAAACUACAAAUAAAUUUGCCUAUAUAUGAAGAAAUACGUGAAGAAGGGAAAGAUCAUGCAAAAAUGUUUACUAUCAAUUGCCGAAUCAGUAGUCUAUGCGAGGAAGCAAUCCACAAAACUAAACAACAAGCCAAACAUUUGGCUGCCCAGCAAAUGAUGGCAAGACUAUUAACUAUGGAUGAAAAAUUUUUCACUAUACCUAAAAAUACUCACAUAUUUGGCAAUAACGCUAAUCCAGAAUUUAUGAAGGUGAAAAAAAACGCAUGUAUGGAUGAAAUAGUAUCAAACUAUCAUUUACUCUUCAAGCAAACCAAAUUCCCUAACACUGAGACUCUGGAUCAACUCGUUCAGCAAUACAACUCUGAUGGCGAAUUAAAUUUAGACAAUCCCCUUGAUGUUUUAAAUAAAGUUGUCGAAGAAUGCGAAAUGUCGUUAAGUAAAACAAUAGUAGAUACGGAAUCUGGUUAUUGUUGUAUUUUAUCUAUCAUAAGUGUCUAUCCAUCGGUCACUGGUUUACAACUAAACUAUAGUUGUUCUUUAGCAGAAAAAGACGCUGCAAAAGACUUGCUUACCAACAUGUGUAUUUUGUAUAGCUAGUUAUCGCAUACUCGGCAUAGGUAUUUUUCCUCUA